GUCCUAACGGUAUCGCGCAGGAGCAACCUGCUUUCCUCUUGAAACCGUGAGGGGAUCUCUUCAGCGUUGGGGAGGCAGCGCCCAAGAGCCUGUUUCUUUUUCCUUUUGCGGGGGGGGGGGGGGGUCAACUGAAGCAGCUUCUUGGUUAUUCAUGAGGAAGGGCCCACACUAAGGGGGCCUUACCUAUGGCACAGUAACCAAGGGUUAUGAGACAGGUGCAAGCUGACAUGAACUGGUUAGCCUGAAGGCAGUAAGGCUGCUGGGUUGCAGUUGACGGACAACCGGCUACGCCAAGCUGGCCUGGCAUAGUAGUGGUCUAGUAUAGGGGUGUGCCAGGGUGAGCAUGGUAGGUCAACAGCUGCAGACAGUCUUUGUUUGUGCCAAAGAGUUAGCAUGGCAGACAGAAAAGUGGCUAUUUUGCAUGACUUAUAGGAAGAGGUUUCUUCCAAGAAGUCUGCCCAAUUAUCUGUGAAAUUUCAGUUUGCCUCCCCCCCCCCCCCUCCAUGUGCAGUAACUUGCAACUAGAAAAGUGUUAGGUACUCUGGCCUCUUCAGGACUUGGUGGCCAUUUCUGGCAAUAAAUGAGGCAGCAAUUCACAGUAUGUGUAGGAAGAAGACUCAGAAUAAGGAGAGAGACUGAAUGUGGGUUUUGACACGUGAAUUGGGUGUUGUUGCUAGCCCAUCUGAGUUCAGCCAGAGCAUAACAAAAGGGGUAUCUUGAGCUGAUAGGAACGAUUAAUUCUAGCCUUUAGGACACAUUCUAAAAGGAACUCAACCAAUUGUGCUUUCUCAGUGAUGUCAGACCACAGUGAACGGGGUCUAAAAUAUAUGUGGAAAGAAUAUUGCCUCAUUUUGUCAACACAGUGAUGAUUAAUUCUGAAGAAGUUCUUCGCAGUAAGAAUAUUUGGUUCCAGAUUCAAGCUAGAGGCACCUUGCAAUGAGCAGGUGCUUUCUUCAAACGAAGUGUGAAAGAACAGUGAGCCAGGCUAGGUUGUCUUUAAUAAGAGUCACUUCAGGAUGAAGUGGAUGUGCCAUUGUUCUGCCAACCUGGCUAUUGAUAAUUUUGUCGCACAGUAAGCAACUGUAGAUAGAUAAGAGUGAUUUGGGGGGAAGAAACCAGGCAGACAUCAGAUUGAUGUAUGAUCCUUUAACCUUUAAAAGAGGUGUGAUAGAAGGAUGAUUUAAUGAGAAUUGCACGUCAGGAAGGGAUUUCAAAGGAUUGCAUGAAAAACACGUAAUAGGUUAAUAUUAAGUAUUUAGAAAAGAAUGUCAAAUCGCCACAUGUCUCCAGCAAAUGAUAGGCGGCCGUUUCUGUGGGGCAUGAGUAACAUGGGCUCCCCCACCAACGAACCUUGGCCAACAACACGACUGCCAUUUCUUGAGGCUGACCUGCGGCUGCAAUCGAUGUGUGGGGACUCGAUGCAGCAGCCUGUUCGGCGCAGCCUCCCUCGGCUCAGGCUGUUGCCUCCACCGCCUCCUUUGCCGUUGUCUUUGCCGGCGUAUCCGCCGAUCGAUGCUAUCGGGUCUCCAGCUGCCAUUUUAAGCGAGGAGAGACCCCGGCCGAGAGACGGACUAACUGUUGGAAGACAGCCUUCACUCACAAUGUAUAGACCAAAAGUAAGCCUGAAGGACAGGCAACAACUUUACAAACUUAUUAUUAGUCAAUUACUGUAUGAUGGAUACAUCAACAUUGCUAAUGGUUUAAUAAAUGAGGUAAAGCCACAGUCUGUCUGUGCACCGUCUGAGCAGCUGUUGCAUCUUAUUAAACUGGGAAUGGAGAAUGAUGACAGUGCAGUUCAGUACGCCAUUGGGCGCUCAGACACUGUUGCUCCAGGCACAGGCAUUGACUUGGAAUUUGAUGCAGAUGUUCAGACGAUGUCCCCAGAGGCUUCUGAAUAUGAAACAUGUUAUGUCACAUCUCACAAAGGGCCAUGUCGCGUAGCUACAUAUAGCAGAGAUGGACAGCUGAUAGCUACAGGAUCAGCUGACGCUUCAAUAAAAAUACUUGAUACAGAGAGAAUGUUGGCAAAGAGCGCUAUGCCUAUUGAGGUCAUGAUGAAUGAAACUGCACAGCAGAACAUGGAAAACCAUCCUGUUAUUAGAACUCUUUAUGAUCAUGUGGACGAAGUGACAUGUUUGGCUUUUCAUCCAACAGAACAGAUCCUUGCUUCUGGAUCAAGGGAUUAUACACUUAAAUUGUUUGAUUACUCAAAACCAUCUGCUAAAAGAGCCUUCAAAUACAUCCAGGAAGCAGAAAUGCUACGUUCUAUCUCUUUCCAUCCUUCUGGAGACUUCAUACUUGUUGGUACCCAGCAUCCUACCUUGCGACUAUAUGACGUCAAUACUUUCCAGUGUUUUGUAUCUUGCAAUCCUCAAGAUCAGCACACUGAUGCCAUAUGCUCGGUUAAUUACAAUGCAAGUGCUAACAUGUAUGUGACGGGCAGCAAAGAUGGAUGCAUCAAACUAUGGGAUGGUGUUUCAAAUCGCUGUAUCACUACUUUUGAGAAAGCUCAUGAUGGAGCUGAAGUAUGUUCUGCCAUCUUCUCCAAGAAUUCCAAGUAUAUUCUGUCAAGUGGAAAAGACUCUGUGGCUAAGCUGUGGGAGAUAUCUACAGGGAGAACACUGGUCAAAUAUACAGGAGCUGGCUUAAGUGGACGUCAGGUUCAUAGGACCCAGGCAGUCUUCAACCACACAGAAGACUAUGUGCUUCUUCCCGAUGAAAGGACCAUCAGCCUCUGUUGCUGGGACUCAAGAACAGCUGAACGAAGGAAUCUCCUUUCCUUGGGACAUAACAGUAUUGUUCGCUGCAUCGUUCACUCACCCACCAAUCCAGGAUUCAUGACGUGCAGCGAUGACUACAGAGCUCGGUUUUGGUACCGAAGGUCAACCACGGACUAAACUUACGUUUCUGAAAUAGCUAUCUGGAUUUUAUUCUAUUUUUUCUACUUUCUCUCUCUUUUUAUUUUGAAUUUAAACAGUUUGGACUACAUUUUCUCAACAAACAAACAAAAAUCCUUACUAGAAGGAUAGUGCUAAAGUUGUGUCCAUAUGUUCAAAACGGCAGCUUAAAAUAGGCAGGUUUUUGUUUCUACCUGUACAUACCUUAAAUCCAAGUUGCACUCAGCAAUCUCUAGCCAGGCUUGGUCUUCUGUUUUUAAGAAGUCCUGGCCUCCAUUGUUUUGAUUAAGUGUGCCAUUAACUGCUGUUUGUAUGUUUUUAUUCCUUUUCCCCUUCUGGUCACCUAGCCAUGAAGUAGAUUUUGGUGCCAUUUUUUUGGGCUUUUAAAAAAUUACUGUUCUUUAGAUGAUGUAGGUCAAUUAAACUCAAAGUUCUCUGAUUAAA
Messenger RNA from Heteronotia binoei (common prickly gecko), 3341 nucleotides. RefSeq names its product cleavage stimulation factor subunit 1 (gene CSTF1). The coding region runs from base 1266 to 2897 and encodes 543 amino acids. Lineage: Eukaryota; Metazoa; Chordata; Lepidosauria; Squamata; Gekkonidae. The transcript is spliced from 7 exons. Gene Ontology annotation, molecular function: RNA binding; protein binding. Gene Ontology annotation, biological process: mRNA 3'-end processing. The record is from RefSeq and is a predicted model, not a curated record. Gene Ontology annotation, cellular component: mRNA cleavage stimulating factor complex.